This is a messenger RNA of Aspergillus ruber CBS 135680, 1506 nucleotides long. It is a transcript of the gene dot1, whose product is annotated as histone methyltransferase DOT1. Gene Ontology annotation, biological process: subtelomeric heterochromatin formation; regulation of transcription regulatory region DNA binding; DNA repair. The coding region runs from base 1 to 1506 and encodes 501 amino acids. Gene Ontology annotation, molecular function: histone binding; histone H3K79 methyltransferase activity. NCBI's taxonomy places the organism in Eukaryota, Fungi, Ascomycota, Eurotiomycetes, Eurotiales, Aspergillaceae. The record is from RefSeq and is a predicted model, not a curated record. The transcript is spliced from 2 exons. Gene Ontology annotation, cellular component: nucleus; nucleosome.
AUGGGAUUCUUUGACCACCUCCAAAAAGGAGGAUCAUUUUCGCUACAGGCUCAGAAGCCCCAAAUCCGCAAAGUCGUUCAAACGCGACCCGUCCCCGCAUCGAAACCGACAUCGACGUCGCAGCCGUCGCGAAUCCCGCCUCGCGACAAGGCUACGAAGACACGAGACUCGGGAAGCAGACCGGCCUCGAAGGUUCCGGAACAACGUCCUUCGAAGUCGCGAUCGAUAACGCCGUUACGAGCCAACCGCAAGAGACAGACACCCGAGUUGCGACUGUCUAGCGACGAUGACGCGAGUGAUACCGAUACAUCGUUCGAGGUGCGCAAACGGGCGAGGACAGAUGACAGUGCGGAACCGGAUCCUUCGAGGCGUGUACGCUCGUUGAAGGCUUUCUCAGAAGAGGGUGUUAAGCCUUUUUCGAUGGUGCAUGCUUCUGAUAUCACGUCUGGGCAGAAGGCGAAGAAUUUUAAGCCUGCGUUCGGGAGUGGGGAUAAGCCAGUUGAAAUUCUUCUGCAGUAUCCUAGUGCUUCGCAGAAGGAGAGGUUUCAGCUUGUGGUGCCGCGGGACAACGACGACUUCAAACCCAUCGACGAUAUCGUACAGGUUAUCGAGGUUGCUGCCCAGCAUUACAUCCCUGAGGAAGAAUCGGACGAGUUCAAUAACGAGUCGACCGGUAUUAAGCGGAGGCUACGACGAGCUUUGGCUCAUGCGUCUGAGGCGGAGGUGCGCGAAACCGUUGACGAUUAUAAUAAGGCGAUUGAGCGAUUGCGGCGGAACGGGAGUAUUGCCAAAAAACUAGACGCGAUGACUCGACUCAGUCUACCUCACGUGGAGCGCGUAUUGAAUCAGAUCUAUUCACGCACUGUUUCGCCUCGCGUCGAAUCUCUCAGGCAGUACGAGAACGGGUCGGACAAUGUAUAUGGCGAACUUCUUCCACGCUUCAUUAGCAACAUCUUCAAGGAGACCGGGUUGAAGUCUGGCCAGGUUUUUGUCGAUCUGGGCUCUGGUGUGGGUAACGUCGUUUUACAAGCCGCUCUGGAAAUCGGCUGCGAAAGCUGGGGUUGUGAAAUGAUGCAGAAUGCCUGCGACCUCGCCGAUCACCAACAGGCCGAGUUCAAAGCCCGAUGUCGACUCUGGGGCGUCGCACCGGGUAAAACACAUCUGGCGCGGGGUGAUUUCCUCACGGAAGAAAACAUCAUCGCUGUGCUAAAGCGGGCUGACGUCGUCCUCAUCAACAACCAAGCAUUCACUCCACAACUCAACAACGAACUAAUCAACCAUUUCUUGGAUAUGAAAGAAGGCUGCCAGAUCGUUUCGCUGAAGUCGUUCGUUCCCGCUGGCCAUAAGAUCCAGUCGCGGAAUUUGAACUCGCCCAUUAAUCUCCUCAAGGUAAAGCAGAAGAACUACUGGUCGAACAGCGUCAGUUGGACAGACGUUGGCGGUACUUACUUCGUCGCUACCAAGGAUAGCUCCAGACUCAAGGCUUUUGUCGAAGGCACAGAAUGA